AGACCGCUGUUUCUACGCACAGCGAGAUGCCUUCGGCACAGCUGGGGACAUAGCAGAGGCAAGGAUUUUCUCAACGAAUUAAUUAAACCCUCACUACUCUAGGAAGCACAAAUAGUGACGAACCCUGAUUGCUAAGCUUCAGGGUGCGAUGUGCAUGAAAAUGAGCCCUUGUCUCCGCUCUUUCUAAGACCUGAAGAACAGACCCUGUUGCUGUUGUUUGAGUCCCUUCCCCAUCUCAUCAUCCUUUGCUCGCACAUCCAACUGCGUGCAAAUAUUUACACAUUGCCACACCAGAGAAAUGCACCCAUGCACACACAGUUUCCUGCAAACACUCUCGCGCACGUCCUUCCGCGGCUGCCUGUGUCCUGUCUCUCACCCAGACACAGACAUUUAUACACGUAGGCCAGAAAAGCGCAACCCACGGUCCUGUGACUCCCUCCACGCAGGUCCUCGGAACACGCCGUUUACAUUGAACCGAUCUGCGAGCACAGACAAACCUACCAACAAGUCUACUGGCUGGAAUUCAUCUCCAUGGCAACAAACAUGGAAGGCGGAGAACUGAUUCCUGCAGGGACGCUGAAGAGCCCCCACAAUGCCCCAGUGAAGGAUGAGUAGCUCCUACUGCGGCAAUUCUUCGGCGAAGAUGAGUGUCAACGAGGUCUCUGCCUUCUCCCUGACCCUGGAGCAAAAGACUGGCUUUGCCUUUGUGGGCAUCCUGUGCAUUUUCUUGGGGCUUCUUAUUAUCAGAUGCUUCAAAAUCCUGUUAGACCCAUAUAGUAGCAUGCCCUCUUCUACGUGGGAAGACGAAGUGGAAGAGUUUGAUAAAGGGACCUUUGAGUAUGCCCUUGCCUGAUGGUGGCCUAAGCGUCAUGCUUUUGCCAGUUGCCGUUGGGACACAUGGUAGGCACGUUUGUAAUCAGCUUGACCGUGCUGCUGUUGAGAGGGUCAUUUCAUUCACGAAAUUCAAUAAACAUCUGUGAUUGAUCUUA
Messenger RNA from Myodes glareolus (Bank vole), 989 nucleotides. It is a transcript of the gene Ctxn2, whose product is annotated as cortexin 2. The record is from RefSeq and is a predicted model, not a curated record. Lineage: Eukaryota; Metazoa; Chordata; Mammalia; Rodentia; Cricetidae.